UCAGUGCUGCGCCGGCUGCUCCCAGAGGCAGUCCCACAUUUUCAUCGCGGAAAAACACCAAAGCGCAGCGCGUGCGCCCACAAAGUUAAAUUCAUUCCUCCCGUAGCAUUUUCUUGCUUAAAAUCGCGCGCAGAUAGUUUGUUUGUCUUAAUUUAAUUGCAAAGAAACGUUUUCGUACAGAUUUAAAUAAAAUACACAAAGAAAAAGUAAUUGAAAACGUUGAAAAGAAAUGCGAAAAUUUGCAUAGCCAAUUUGAAGCGACGCUCAGCAUCAGCAUCAAGGGAGCAUCCUUCAGAGGGUCCCUGUGUGUGUGUGUGUGUGUACAUGUGUACAUGAGCAUGUGUGCAUGAGCAUGUGUGUGUGCUCCGCCCUCAAUGCCGCAAAAAUUCCACAGAAUAUUUAUACUUAGUGCAAAUUAAAUGAAAGUGGAAUCGACAAAAGUGAAAUGUGGCUAUUAUUAUGAUCGAAACGUGUUUAUUUAUUUAUCGUUUUGGCCUUGAUGCAUAAUUUUCUCCAAAAUCAAUUAAAAAUGCAGAGCAAUUAAGGACAUGUGAUUUUGAGAACAGCCAUAAGAGCAAAAACAACAAAAGGCCUCAAGCUUUUAUUCCUUUUUAAGUUUCCUUUUGUUCUGAAGUUCACUCUCUCCCUGAGUGUCCGUGUGCGUGUGUGCGUGCAUGUGUGAGGGUGUGCCUGUGUGUGUGUGGGCAGCCAAUGUUUGCCAAUGUGCCAAUAAAACGCGCCACGGCAACAGCAACAACAAGAACAACAAAAGCAGCAGCAGCAGAGGGAACAGCAGCGACACCCAAGAAGUCACUGGUCGAUUGUCAAUUAAAUGGCAAAGGCACGCAGAAAACGCUUCCGUUUGAGGUGCCCACAGCAAACAGUUAAAAAGGAAGUGGACGAGCUGUCACAGCCUGCAAAUGGGAGCAGUUAAUCGGGCUAAGAACAACCACACGAUGGAUAAACGUUCACUGUGUUGCCUCAUCAUCUGUGUGAAUCUGUGCUUUGUCAUCUGGCUGGUGAGCGUGCAACAAUUGGAGGCAACUGAUGAUGGAGGAGCAUCGUCAUCGGCAUCCUCAGCGUUGAUUGCGUCAACACAACUGCAACAGCAACAGCAAGAAGCCCAAUCGAGUGCCAAUGGCAGUAGUAAACCAAACCAAAUACACGACCCUAGUCGCACUCAGCAACUUAGUAGCAACCUAAGUAGUUAUUAUUAUUAUAGCCCUAGCCUAGUUAGUCUAGACAAAGCGGCCACGCCCGCUCCAAUGCCCACAAUCGCCAGUCGACUCUCGCUACCAUCAUCGCCAUCAACAUCAUCAUCGUCAUCAUCAUCAGCGGAUGACAGUCAAUUGAUUGAUCUGCAUAACUUUGCAUAUACAAUGGGUCAGCCAUCAUGUGAGGCACACAUCCAAGCACUCAUCCUGGUCCACACGGCACCUCGGAACGCAGAGAAGCGUACACUGAUCCGCCAGACGUGGGGAAGUCGUCCCAUGACGAAUGCCAAUUCACCAUUGCGUGUUGUUUUUCUGCUGGGAGCUGUUAACCAAACGGAGCAUCAACUGCAGCAUUCUCUGUCGCUGGAGAAUGUGCGACAUGGCGAUAUGGUGCAGGGCAACUUUCGGGAUGCCUAUCGCAACAUGACCUACAAACAUGUGAUGGCUCUCAAAUGGUUCAACAGCAAUUGCCCAAAUGCCCAGCUGCUCAUCAAGGUGGACGAUGAUGUCUAUGUGAAUACGCCGCAGUUGAUAAAGCUGCUCCGUGAUUCCCCGACAAAUUCGAAUCUAACCAUGUCGUCGUCGACGCCAGCGACGCCUUCGUUGCGUUCAUUGUUGCAACAACGUCACGAGCUGCUCUUCUGUCGCCCCGUGUUGGCGACGCGUGUGAAGCGCUCUUAUCGCUCCAAGUGGCGUGUCAGCUUUCGCGAGUUUCCCGCCCAUUAUUAUCCGCCGUAUUGUCCCGGCUUUGCAAUUGUCUACUCGUCGGAUGUGGUGCAGCGCCUCUAUCAGGCGGCUCAGCAUGCUGGCUACUUCUGGGUGGAUGAUGUGCACAUUACCGGAGUGCUGGCACAGCAAACAAACACAACGAUCACGAAUCUGCAGCCGUAUGUGCUCUAUAGGCUGGAAUGCGAGCGUCUGUUGAGCGGGAAGAGCGAUCUCGAGCAGCAGGAGUUUCUCUUCACGUGGCAUAGCAUUGCGCCGGAGCAGAUAAGCGCACUGUGGCAGCUGCAUGUGGCACAGAACUAUACGCUGACACAGCGUAACGUUCAGCUGGACACGGAUAUGGACACGGAUUCGGAAUUUAGCUAGUUUAUGGGUUAAAGCUUAGGAUUUCAGUUGUACAAAUGGAAGAGACGAGUCGUCGUUUAGUUUAAGUUUAUUAUUUUAUACUUUUGGCUGUUUUGCUAUUAAUUUAGUUGUUAAUCUGUAGACUAGUUAUUAAACUAUUAGUUAGCAUUUUGUCAGUUGAAACAAAGAAGAGAAAAACAAGAAAAACAUUGCAAGUCAAGUGAACCACCAACCACCUGCCUACAAUCAUUCGUAUCAUUAAUGAUAGCAUAACUGAAGCAUAACGAUAAAUACAUGACUUACGAUAACGAUUAAUGAUUAACGAUAGUCAUACAUUCAAGCCUCUCUGGGUGAUACACACAUUCGUAUAUGAACAUAAAGAUUUAAGCACAACUCUUAACUCCUAAGCCAACAAUAGUUAUAACAAUAGUAAGCAACAACAAGAAGAACAAUUAAUUUCAAAACGUCUUUUCGCCACUGUAAGCAAAUGAAAGCAAACUCAUUUCAAAAUCGAUGCGAUUAUUUGUAAAACUAGCAAACAUGAUGUAUAACAAAAAUGUUUAGUCUGAACUAAUAUAAAUUAAUUGAUAUUGAAAUUGAAAUUGUGCAAACCGAGUGUUAUGCAAUAUGAUAAAUCUGUUGGGGAACUUAGUAAAUCAAAUAUUUCGCAUAAAGAUGAAAAUAAUCAAUAAUCUAUUUUGUAUUUUUGUCUAUAGAAAAUAUCUAUUUACGUUUUAUUGAAACUGCAUGAAAAUAUUAGUCUAAUUGACAUUGUAUACAUGGAGCAAACAAAGAAAGACAGAUUAAAAAGAGGGAACAUUAAUGCCAGGAACGUUAACAGAAAUAUCAAAAAA
Molecule: messenger RNA, 3139 nt
Organism: Drosophila innubila
Lineage: Eukaryota; Metazoa; Arthropoda; Insecta; Diptera; Drosophilidae
Product: UDP-GalNAc:beta-1,3-N-acetylgalactosaminyltransferase 1
Exons: 3
Coding region: 921-2306 (461 amino acids)
Cellular component (GO): membrane
Molecular function (GO): hexosyltransferase activity
Source: RefSeq, a predicted model, not a curated record